UUUUGAAAGAUCAACAGCGGAAGUGUUACGUAGACUCUGGCUCGUGCAGCCGUUGGAGGAACUUUCUCUUCGUUCCUUCACAACAAGAUGGACUGGACUGAGGACGACACAGGUCACAGCCACAUGCAUGACAACUGUCACCACGGACAUGCGGCGGGUCAUUCUCACAGCCACGGGCCGAGGGCUGCUCACCCCUUCAUGGCGGGUUUUCACGGGCAGUUUGGCAGUAACUCGGAGCAGACGAUGAACCUCAGCCAGCAGCCCAAGAAACGCUCACACAUGGACGACAGCAGCACAUGGGACAUCGUGAAGGCCUCGCAGUUCGGGAUCCUGGAGCGCUGCAAAGAGCUGGUUGAAGCAGGUUAUGACGUCAGGCAGCCGGACAAAGAGAACGUCACUCUGCUGCACUGGGCGGCCAUCAACAACCGCUCAGAGCUGGUCAAGUAUUAUAUUUCUAAAGGAGCGAUCGUUGACCAGCUCGGAGGAGACUUGAACUCUACUCCUCUUCACUGGGCUAUAAGGCAGGGCCACCUCCCCAUGGUGAUCCAGCUGAUGAGAUACGGAGCGGAUCCCUUAGUCGCAGAUGGAGAAGGUUACCGAGCCCUCCACCUGGCCGUCCUCUUUCAGCACAUGGCCGUAGCUGCUUACCUUAUGGCAAAGGGACAGGAAGUUGAUGGUCCUGACUGCAACGGACAAACGCCACUAAUGUUAGCUGCUCAGAAGAUUAUUGGGCCUGAGCCCACCAGCUUUCUAAUCAAGAAUAACGCCUCUGUGAGCGCCGUGGACAAAGUGAACAGGAACACUCCGCUGCACUGCGCCGUGCUGGCAGGAAACGUAGACGCUGCUCACAUCCUGCUGGAGGCCGGGGCCAGUGUAGACGCAGAGAACAUCAACGGUCACACUCCCAUCGACUUGGCCCACCAGGUGCACAGCCCACUGCUCAUCCACAUGCUCAACCACGUCAAACAGGAGAGGAUCCGCUCCAAUACACGCUGCCUACGCAUCCUCAACAGAUACAGGGUUUUUCUACAGUUUUUGCUCUGCACUGCCUUUUUCGGAUGUAUGGGCGCCAUUAUCGAUAUGAACUCAGAGUCCUGGUUGCUUAAAGGGAUCCUGUUGGCCUGUGUGAUAGGUGUGGUCAAUCUGGCCUUGAGGAACUUCCCCAGUCUGGAGUUUCAGUCCCUCCUUCCAGCUUCGGCUCUCAUGGCCUCAGUCUUCUGGAUGAUUGUCACUUGGUGCCUCUGGUUCCUCCCUGAUGGGCCCAGCGCCACCGUUCAGGUCUUGUUUACUCUGAAUGCCACUGCUCUGCUCUACUACUACCUCCGCACCUGCAGGACCGACCCGGGAUUUGUCAAGGCCACCGAGGAGGAGAAGAAAAUGAAUGUGUUAGUGUUGGCUGAAGCCGGCUGUCUGGGGCCCAGAAUAUUCUGCACAUCUUGCAUGACAAAGAAACCAAUGAGGACAAACCACUGCUUCGCCUGCGACGCCUGCGUGGCCAAGCAGGACCACCACUCCAUCUGGACCAACUGCUGCAUCGGUGCAAGGAACCAUCACUACUUCAUCCUCUUCCUGUUCUCCCUCAUCAUGAUGGGCGUCUGGAUGUUCUACGGCUGUCUCGUGUACUGGUCAACUCACUGCGUGCUGCAUUACGAAGAGCAAGGUCUGUGGGGUGUGGUCUCUGCCCUGGUAGGCUGCUCCCCCUGGGUGCUCAGUGUCUUUGUGCUGGCCUUCUAUCACAUCUGCUGGUCUAGCUUAGUCCUGCUGCUGCAGCUGUACCAGAUUGCCUUCCUGGGACUGACCACAGCAGAGCGAACCAACCUGACACUUCACCAGAGGAAACUGGGAAAAUCUGUCUCCCUAAAACAAAAUCCAUACAAUUUGGGCGUGGUGAGGAACUUGGUCUCCUUCUUCCAGCUGCGUUGCUGCGGCCUCUUCAAACCAGCCAUCAUCGACUGGACGCAGCAGUUUCCCCCAGGUCGCGAUCAGAGCAUGUUUGGACACACUGACUUAGUCUGACCUCCCCUCCACCCCUCGCUCAGGGUCAAGGGUCAGACUCUUAAAAGUGUUCUGGACCAAAAGCACAAAGUGUAUUUAUUUAUUUUUUUUAAAGGGAAGGCUCUUUGUGAAGAGAGGUAUCAGAAUCAAGGGAAACACAAAAAAGGAAUGUGUAGAUACUGUUUGAAUCGGUUGCUCUUUGUACAGACUGCUGCUGCCUUAUACUUGACCAAUGUAAGUGAAUUAAAAAUCACAAAUGUUUUAAUUUGGGUGAGGUUCAUAAACCAUGAAAGGCCUGAAUUGUAACUGAAGUUUUGAGAAGUUUUAUAUGAACACAACAAGCCUAUUUUUUAUCAUCUGUUCUGGGAAAAAAAAAGUCUUUGUACAUGUACACACUUGGUUUAUGACUUUUGUAAGAGCUGCAUGUGUUUAAUAAUGAAUGACCACUAUAUAAUACGUCAAUAAAGCAAUGUUGUGCCUGUC
Messenger RNA from Notolabrus celidotus (New Zealand spotty), 2478 nucleotides. It is a transcript of the gene zdhhc13, whose product is annotated as zinc finger DHHC-type palmitoyltransferase 13. Gene Ontology annotation, molecular function: palmitoyltransferase activity; protein binding. Bases 88 to 2016 code for a protein of 642 amino acids. Gene Ontology annotation, cellular component: Golgi membrane. Gene Ontology annotation, biological process: protein palmitoylation. NCBI's taxonomy places the organism in Eukaryota, Metazoa, Chordata, Actinopteri, Labriformes, Labridae. The record is from RefSeq and is a predicted model, not a curated record. The transcript is spliced from 17 exons.